CACACACACACACACACACACACACAUCCACGGCUGCUUCCAUCUAUCCACGCUGUUCACUUCAUUGUACUGACCGAGCGCAUCAAUUAGGCGAGAAUUGGGCUCUUUUGGAUGCAAUAACUCUCCUCCCGCACUUCGAAGAGGAUUAAAAACCCGCGGACCGAGGCGCAGAGAAGUUUUGAGCGCGGCGAAGCGGAGGGAACCGAAGCACAGCCAUGCCCUCGGUGAUGGAGCGCUCGGGAUCCGGGGUCCUGUCCAGGAGCCGAGCCAAGACCGUUUCCAACGGCAACAGCCAAACCCACUCUGAAGAGGAGAGCAGCGAUGAGGAUCAUGCUCAUGAUAGUAUGAUCAGAGUUGGAGGAGAUUAUCAGGCUCCGAUACCAGAGUUCAAACCAGACAGUCCAACUCGCUAUAAUGAGGACCAGAGAAGCAUGUUGGUCUGGUGUCCCAACAGCCAACUCUCUGAUGCAAUGUUGGACGAGUACAUCCUGAUGGCUAAAGAGAAACAUGGAUACAACAUGGAGCAGGCUCUGGGCAUGUUAUUAUGGCACAAACAUGACGUGGAGCGCUCCCUUGCUGACCUGGCGAACUUCACCCCCUUCCCAGACGAGUGGACCGUGGAGGACAAAGUGCUGUUUGAGCAGGCCUUCAGCUUCCACGGCAAGAGCUUCCACCGCAUCCAGCAGAUGCUUCCUGACAAGCUGAUCUCCAGCCUUGUGAAGUACUACUACAGCUGGAAGAAGACCAGGACUAGGACCUCCGUCAUGGACCGACAGGCGAGGAGGCUGAUCAGCAAGAGAGAGAAAGAAGAUAGUAACGAUGAGGUUGAGGAAGCAGAUCCUGGCAGCGACAGUGACUUUGAGAUUGACACCAAGAAAGAGGCAGUGAAACCAAACCCCAAUAACGCCAACUCGGACAAGGCUCCCCUAAGUCGCUCCGGGCCCGUGAAGAAGGAAAACCUCGGGGCUCAGUACCGCCACCACCCGCUCCGAGCCCGCCGCCGCCCCCCCAAAGGCAUGUACCUGCAGCAGGGGGAUAUCAUGUCGGUCUCAGCCUCUCACGAUGCCGGGGUGGUAACUAUACGACAGCUGGACACACAGUUGGUGUCGCUCAAGAGACAGGUCCAGUCUAUUAAACAGAACAACAGUAGUUUAAAGCAGAGUUUAACCGAAGGUGUUGACACUUUAAAACCUGCUGAGCCUGUCCCUAAGAUGAACUCUCGUUGGACCACAGAAGAGCAGCUACUGGCUGUGCAGGCUAUCCGUCGCUAUGGCAAAGACUUUGCCGCCAUCGCUGAGGUGAUCGGGACCAAGACACCAGCCCAGGUGAGUUCGUUCUUCGUGAGCUACCGGCGCAGGUUCAACCUGGACGAGGUUCUGAGGGAGUGGGCGGCCGAGCAGGUGGCCACCAGCCGAGACCAGAGGGAACCACGGAGGAGCGGCGAGGACACGGCAGCAGCAACAGAAGGAGCUGCUGAGGAGGACGAGGUCAAGAUGGAGGACUCUCCCUCAGACAUUACUGGCGACUCCUCUUCUCCGUCCUCCACCCAGAUCACUUCUUCCCUCUCCCAGCCCCCACCACUGCUGCGCCCCGCGCCUCCUUCGGCUCCCCCCAGCUUCCUGCGUCAGCCCCCUCCUCUGCAGACGCGUCCGCUCCAGAACAGAGCGCCACACAACCACCCCCCGCCUCCGCUCAUCCGCCCCGCAGUGACCACCUCGUCCUCCUCCAGUGGGAGCUCUGGCCUCAGGGCUUCUCCUCCCAGCUCCUCCUCCGCUGCAGGGCAGAUGCCCCCGUCGCUGGUCGGGCUCAAAGUGGAGCAGCCCACCUCUCAUUGAUGUGUGUAUAUACAUACUCACGUUACUCUAGGAAUACAAACAAUGCUGUCACUUCUAGUCAAGGUUCAUAAAACCAUUACACAUCACCACAUGAUCCAUCACAUCUCUUUAAAUGCGAGUGUAAGGACCCUGAGGUCCGCUUUAGAAAAGCAGUGAGCUGAAGCCCCUUUACUAUUCUAACAAACCUACCUCCACAUUGAGCACACACACAUCCCUUUAAACACUUCUGAACAACACAUCAGAUUGUCGAGCUGUUGAAGAAAACAUGACUGCAGAGAGCCAAACCCACCUGCUCGUUCCCAUGGCAACAGCUGAAUUGCGGAGACGCAAAUAUACACUGUAGGGUCACCUGGGCAGGGAUAAAGUCAUCCAAACGACCUUCAGGAAACUCAAGUUCCCACGAUAGCCAAGCCUGCUCUUCCCAAUGAGUCUGAGUGACGGGCUUUUCUUUCUUUGCUUUAAAACAUGGACCCUCACAAAUAAAACCACCUUCGACUCAUAGCUGUGCUGAUUUUACCGACGCAGCUUUUAAUGGUUGAAGAGCAUGUCGCCCUCUUCGCUCAAACUCAUGACUAGUACUACCUGGAGGAAUGUUUACCCUUUAUUUGACUAGACUUUAAAAGUGGGCCCUAGGCAGCCAGUUAGUUAUUGUAAGUAGUUUAGAUAGUGCAUACUUUAUUGACUUGAGGAGAAUGAGGUCCCACCGCUAACAUUUCAGUAGUCUGCCUCUGUGGAAAAUACAUAGACGAGGUUCACAAAGGGAAGGGGAUGUUCUGCCAAAGUAUCGCUUUAAAACCUCGUCGAUCCACAGAAUGUCGUGUGGUUGCUUCCCCCGUGUUACAUACAGGAGAAAAAAAACCAUGUGUUUAAAGGAAUGUUUGCUGGGAGGGAGACGAGGAUGUCCAUGCCACUUGUGUCUGUCAGGUAGACGUGAAGAUGCUAACUUCGCACAAAGGCCAGGUGGGAACGGGAAUACAAAUCCCAAAAUGCCCAACCAGCUCAGGCUAGUUGAGAAGUUUGGAGUCCAAAUGAGGCAGCUUUCUGUGUCGCUUACAGAUGUUUGUGGUGUAACGUCAGCCAGUUGAAUCAUUCCGGCUUCUCUGUAACGCUCCCUUAUGUUCAUUAUAUCCCUGAGCUGAUGCCAGGCGUCCUGUACAUUUAACUGUGUUCGGUGCUUCUUCACCAAUCUUCGGUCCAUUGCUACAUUUGGCUUUAAAAAGUGUUGUUUGUUAUCUUAACUGUUCCUUCCUCCAAUAAUGGUUUGUGUGUACUGUUAAGUGAGAAGUUUACAUUGUGGAAACUGAUUCAUUUGACAAAUGUUUUUUUUAGAAUAAAGAAAUGACCAAAUA
Molecule: messenger RNA, 3184 nt
Organism: Pungitius pungitius (ninespine stickleback)
Lineage: Eukaryota; Metazoa; Chordata; Actinopteri; Perciformes; Gasterosteidae
Gene: rcor2
Product: REST corepressor 2
Exons: 14
Coding region: 216-1835 (539 amino acids)
Biological process (GO): regulation of transcription by RNA polymerase II; negative regulation of DNA-templated transcription
Cellular component (GO): histone deacetylase complex; transcription regulator complex
Molecular function (GO): transcription corepressor activity
Source: RefSeq, a predicted model, not a curated record